This is a messenger RNA of Nicotiana tabacum (common tobacco), 1302 nucleotides long. Lineage: Eukaryota; Viridiplantae; Streptophyta; Magnoliopsida; Solanales; Solanaceae. The record is from RefSeq and is a predicted model, not a curated record.
AUGAAAACAGAGGCCGAGGAGUGGAAAAAGAACAUAGACCGCCUUGCCUCAGAAAAGGAGGUUGUCCGAGCUCAACUGGCCUCGGCUGAGACCCAACUCCGAGGAUUGAAAGAGAAGGCCUUGGUGCAAGCCAAGGAAAUUGAGGAGUUCCAGUCUCGGUUGGGUUCAACAAAUUUUGAUCUAGAGAGACUGGCCACAGAACUUGCAGUGGCCGAAUCGGUGGUCGAAACAUCCACGGCAAAUGCUGAUGCAAUGGUGGCCGUUUAUCGGUCCGAUGCUGAAGCUGCUCAGGUUCGAGCAAUGGAGGUUGCCAAAGCUGCUCAGGCUCGAGCAAACUUGGUUGAAAAUGCUAAAUUCCAGUCUCAAAGGGAGACUCUUGAGGAGAUCCAUUCUUAUGGCUUCGAUCUUACAACCGAGAUCGAGAAUGCUAAGGAGCUCGAAGUCGAAGCCAUAGUGCUGGACUUUCCUGAUGAUGAUGAUACCGGGAGUAUGAGCGGAUCUGAAAGCGAAGAGGCCUCGAGGACGAAGAUGCUGCUCCCGGAGAGGACUAAGUCCUUUAGGAUUAUAAGAGGACCCCAAGCCCAAAACUCGAAAGGUGAAGAAGAAGAAGGUAAUCGCUCUUGCGGCGGACUAAGGGAUGAAGAAGAAGAAGAAGAAGAGGAUGCUUUGGCACUGGUGGUUCGAUCUGCGAAAGCUAUCGAGGUCGCCAAACCUUCUGAGCCGAUGGAGGCUAUACCGGUCGGGGUCGGUUCUGAUACCCCGAUGCUCGAUCAAAGCGCUCUGAGUGAUUCGCUCGGGACCAUGAUAGAGGGUCGUUUGCCUUCUCUUCCGACCUUUUCUGAGGAGGCCAUUAGCAAGUUUCGAGCCGAUCUCAGCCAAUGUGAGCUUCUUUGCGGCCAAAAGGACGAGGUUAUAAAGGACCUCCAAGCAGAUCUGGUCAAGGCUCGUGAAGAAGAGGCCGAACUAGAUAAACAGCUUCGAGGCAUCAAGCAAAAACGUUCGGCUCAGGACAAGAGGAUCGAGGAGCUUGAAACAAGGCUUGUUGAGGCCAAGGCGGAGAUUGAGCCAUCGAAAGUCAUGACGGGCAAAUCUAUUUCUAUGGAAACCCUCGAGGAAAUCCACACUCGAGGUUUUGAACUUUCCGAGGAGAUUGCCCGAGCCAAGGCGCUCGAAAUUGAAGCUAGUCAGCUUGUUUCCUUCGACGAUGAAGACGAUGCUGAGGAAGGAAGUCAGGGAGGGUCCGAUGAGGAGCCUGAAGGAGAAGCAGUUCCCGAAGGAGAUAUUGACUCCGGCCGCAGUUAG